AUGCAGCUCAACCCUCUGUCUCAGGACACCUGGAGGCAUGGACACCAUGGUACCUGCCCCACGCCCAUUGAAAGGAAUCCUCACUUGACUCUCCAGGACCCUACUGUCAACCGUUUUUACUACAUUCUCUCUCCUGGGAACAGAAGAUCCUACCUGCUUGACAACUCCUCCAAUUCCAUCCAGCGAGAGUCCCUAGCUACCCCCAUGGGACUGGAGGACAGUGCCCCCGGUGUUCAGCAGAGGCAUCAGCAGCCUGGGGUUGCCCUCCAGAGUCUAGAAGGGGAGGAAAUCGCCCCAACAGAUGUUAAAUACCGCCUGCAGCUGCUCGAGGAGGUUCCAUUCCAGACAAACAGCUCAAGUGGACACAGCCAGCACAAACCGGGAUGGAACCCGCUCAGCAAAUCCCACAGAGAAUGGUUCAAGCCCUGGAAGGUGGAGGAUGUGUCAUACCACAGGGACGAACCCUUCUAUUCAGGUCACAUUCAGGGCAGAAGAAUAGCACCAAGAGAACAUCAGAGCCACAAGGAGUAUGUCAGCCAGGACCAGAAUUACACCCAAGUUCCAAUAUGGAGGCAAGCCUUCUCACUUGGUCUAGACAAGAGCAGUCAGGGCAUUGUCCAAUCCACACAACGUGUGUUAAGGGAAAUGGCGCCCGGCUGGCCCACGACCCAUGCACAUCAAGAGCUGAGCCAGACAAAGUCAGGGAUAGCGAGUAUGGGUACAAAGAGCAUUGCCAACUCUGAUGAAGCCACAACAUCCAGGAUGUCCUGUCUGCCACCUCUCAAGCUCCUGUCGAGAAGAGUCAAGAGCAAGUGGCCCCCGCAAACACCUGGAAUCUUCCAAGGCAAAUUCCAAGCUGAACUGACUGGCAAGCACUUCUUCCAGGACUGGAGGGCUCAGCCCCAAGGGCACUAUGGAAGCAACGAAAAAACCCUGGUGCCAUUUGAGGAUCAAGUCCACACCAGGCUCAUGUACAUGCCCUUGUUUACUGGAAGAGCGAAGCUGUAUAAGCCCAAAGCAAACACAAGACCAACAUUUUCUCAACUGAGCAGGAAAAAUCGAACAGACUCAGCUCUUAGACCAGUUGCUGCCAUUCUUACCACCAUCCACAUGAUGUCUCGUGAUGCCAGCAGGGCAUGGGUGAGUCAUGUCUUGGGAAGGAAUGCUGUCCCAUAUGUCUCAGAAGGGCAAGGUUUCAUGCAGCCCCAGGUUGACCUCCAACUCAACAGAAACCGUGAACUUCUGGUCCUCCUGAAUUCUCCUCCCAAGGGAUAG
Molecule: messenger RNA, 1275 nt
Organism: Arvicola amphibius (Eurasian water vole)
Lineage: Eukaryota; Metazoa; Chordata; Mammalia; Rodentia; Cricetidae
Source: RefSeq, a predicted model, not a curated record